AUGGAAGGGGAGAUAUGUCAACUGCCCGAGAUUGUCUCAGUAUGCAAGAAGUAUAAGGCCUAUGUUUACUUGGAUGAAGCUCACAACAUUGGAGCAAUUGGGAAAACAGGCAGGGCUGAUGUGGACAUCAUGAUGGGAACUUUUACGAAAUCUUUCGGAUCUUGUGGUGGCUAUAUUGCUGGAUCCAAAGACCUCAUACAAUAUUUGAAGUACCAUUUCCCGGCUCACCUUUACGCAACAUCAAUUUCAACUCUUUCAGCACAACAAAUCAUAUCGGCCAUAAAAGUCAUCCUUGGAGAGGACGGUUCCAACAGAGGUGCACAAAAGUUAGCAAGGAUAAGGGAGAACAUCAACUUUUUCAGGGCCGAGUUGCAGAAGAUGGGAUUUGAGGUUCUUGAAGACAAUGAUUACCCAGUCAUGCCAAUAAUGCUUUACAAUCCAGCAAAAAUCCCAGCCUUCUCAAGGAAAUGCUUGCGAGAAAACGUCGCAGUUGUAGUUGUUGGUUUCCCAGCUACACCUCUAUUGCUAGCCAAGGCUCGUAUUUGCAUAUCUGCAUCUCGCUCAAGAGAAGAUCUUAAUAAAGCUCUAAAGGUUAUAAGCAAAGCAGGUGACCUUACCGGAAUCAAAUAUUUUCCAGCAGCUCCAAAGAAGCAAGAAGAAGAGAAAGAUAGAAUCAAAUUGGAUUAA
Messenger RNA from Eruca vesicaria subsp. sativa (arugula), 687 nucleotides. The record is from the annotation of a GenBank genome assembly. NCBI's taxonomy places the organism in Eukaryota, Viridiplantae, Streptophyta, Magnoliopsida, Brassicales, Brassicaceae.